This is a messenger RNA of Colossoma macropomum (tambaqui), 2657 nucleotides long. RefSeq names its product ceramide-1-phosphate transfer protein. Bases 219 to 854 code for a protein of 211 amino acids. The transcript has 2 exons. Gene Ontology annotation, cellular component: cytoplasm; membrane; cytosol. Gene Ontology annotation, molecular function: ceramide 1-phosphate transfer activity; ceramide 1-phosphate binding. Gene Ontology annotation, biological process: intermembrane lipid transfer; ceramide transport. NCBI's taxonomy places the organism in Eukaryota, Metazoa, Chordata, Actinopteri, Characiformes, Serrasalmidae. The record is from RefSeq and is a predicted model, not a curated record.
GUGUACAAGCGCUUGUAAUGGAACACCGCCAGCGAGGUGACACCGGUAACGCUUCGUACAGUGGUUAUCUAGGUUAGCUAAUUGAAUUGAUAUGAUUUUCUGUUUGUCUGCUUGUUUGUGAACUCUUAAGUGUGAGAUAUUGUGCUUGUUCUUUUCGUAUUCAUACUCGUUGUCGAUUUACAUACUUAUUAGCUAGUUUAUAACUAGAAUAACUAGAAAUGGCAGGUUCCUUUAGUCUCCAGAAUGUGUUAGAGACGUUUAAGUCUUCUCUCAGUGACAACAAGGAAGUCUACAUCAAGUAUUACAUAGCAGGAUGGAGAGAGCUUGUGAGCUUCAUGAAUAGCCUGGGAACCGUGUUCUCCUUCAUCUCCAAGGAUGCAGUCAACAAAAUUCAGAUCCUGGAGAACUUCCUGGCAAGCGAGAAUGGGUCUCAUUACCUUACUAUCCAGUCUAUGGUAAAGUUCGAGCUGGACAACGAGCUGGUGGACCUCACCAAAAGGGCCAACCACCCGGAAUCGGGCUGCCGCACCCUCCUGAGGCUGCAUCGUGCCCUCCUGUGGCUCGAGCUCUUCCUGGAGCGUUUGCGCACCAGCACAGAGGAGAGCAAAACCUCCGUGAUGUGCUCAGAGGCCUACAAUGAAUCCCUGGCCCAGCACCAUGCCUGGAUCAUCCGGAAAGCCGCUGGGAUGGCGUUCUGUGCCCUUCCUGGACGGGAUGCCUUCUUCGAAGUGAUGAAUGCGGGCAGCCACCAGGAGGUGGUCAACCUGUUGGGAGAAGCUUUGCCCCUCAUCUCUGAAGUGUAUCAGAUUACAGAGGACUUGUAUGCAAAGAACAACCUGCUGGAGUUACCCUAGAAUGUGUGAGAAAGACAUCACUGAUCGGAAGCUCUGAUAUCUGCUUCACUUCUGUUUUCUGCAUUUUCCAGAAGCUUUACAGAGCAACAGUUAUGUGGAUGAGGGCAUAAUGUUUUUACAAGUCUCUCUGUUACAUAUGAUUGUUAUGUUGUGAAGCUUUCAGGAUGUGAAAUGCUGGCUUGUGUUUGUUGAUCAAAGGCUAUUUACAUCAUUUAACAUUUAGCAGGCCAGAAGAAACUGAUGGAUGGAGGACAUUUAUGAUUCGCUGCUAUAUGACAUAGUUGCUUAAUGGGGAAUUAUGACAAAUAUUCAAAAGAGAAAUAUAAACACUGCAUUCUUCAGUCGUAGCCUAUAUCUUGGGCCAUAUUGACGGCUCAAGAUAUAGGCUAGAGAAACUUACCAACUUGUUCACAGUGGUGGUGAGAGGAGCCAAAUGUCUAAAGUGGUUAAGGUAAUUUCCACUUUCUGCAUAAAUUAAUCAAUAAAAUGCAAACAAGUCAUCCAGAAUGGUAAAAUAUGAAAUGCUUUGUUCUAGAGAAACAGUGGUGGUGAUAGGAACCAGACAUCCAAAGAGUUUAAUACCUCUAAAAGCUACCUCACAGGACUUUAUUACACAAAGCGUUAUUAAUAUGCUCUGAGAAACUGUUUUGCAAUUCGUUUUUGUUUUAACAUGUUUUUUAAAAUUCAUUUAUGGUGGAGAGAUACAUGCAGGGCAUUGUGAAGCAAAAUAGUCCCCAAAGAAAUGUUUUUCAGAUUUACCACUAUUUUACUAUCAACAACAUUACAUAUAAAAACUCAAAAGACUUGUGUACUGUUCACCAGUCAUUUUGGACCGUAAAUAAAACGGCAAAAUUUGCAUCAUAGACAUUAUGACCCCUGGUUCCUAUCAUCACCACUGUAAAGAAAUCUGACUUGCUAAGUUUCUUUACAGUUAACUAUUUCAUAUUAAAUAACUCUGAAUGCCAUUGUUCACAUCUCAACUAUUGAGUUGCGUUGAAAUGUUUAAAAAUGCCUCUAAAAGCUACCUCACAUAAAGCUCUUAUACAAAACGUGUAUGGAUAUGUUGCCUGAUGCCUGAGGCAUCAGUUUACGAUAGUUCUGAGAUAAGGUUUAGGUUCAGAAAACAUAUUUUUUUAAAUAUAUGCAGGAUGUGUCCGCCACAAUAGUGCACAAGGAAUACAUAAAACACAAUCAUGUUCUGGCUCCCAUCACCACCAUUUUAACUUUGAGGCAAUGGAUAAUUAAAAAAAAAGUUAAGUUUUUCUACGAUGCACCAAGUCACAUCAAACCACCCUGAUCGGCUUUACAUAUCAGUGACUGAAUUAUGCAGAAAUUUUGAAAAUUUGAUGGAAUUCCCCUUUAAUAAUGGGGCCAGCUAGUCAUUCAUGCUUAUUUUAACUUUUCAGUAACACUGGUAAGUGACCAAGGUUGAAUAUUAAAAAUAGUCACUGUAUGUAUUUAUUUUUGGUUGAAAGGGACAUAUUGAAUGCAAUUUCCAUAAUAUUCUGUGGUGUUUAGUAAACAUAUAGCCAUAAUGUAUUACAUACUGGGUAAUAUGUGUGUGUUACAUAUUGUAAAGGUUAAGAAUAUGUAUUAGAUUAUUAUCACAUUUUCAAUAUUACACUAGGAAAACAAAUUUUAUUGGACGUUCUGAUGUAAUACUGCACAUAUUUACAGUCUUUACACUAUGAUCCUGUUGUUUAUGUGUCUUUUCCUGUAUGUAAUAAGUGAAUGUUGGAGAAACGGGCAUUUGUGCUACACAGCUGACCAAGGAGAAAAUAAAAUGACCAUAUAAUCAAACCA